Messenger RNA from Talaromyces atroroseus, 285 nucleotides. RefSeq names its product Cytochrome c oxidase subunit 6B. The transcript is spliced from 6 exons. Gene Ontology annotation, cellular component: mitochondrion; respiratory chain complex IV. NCBI's taxonomy places the organism in Eukaryota, Fungi, Ascomycota, Eurotiomycetes, Eurotiales, Trichocomaceae. The record is from RefSeq and is a predicted model, not a curated record. Bases 1 to 285 code for a protein of 94 amino acids.
AUGAGCAGCACUAUUCCCGAGGCUGACCCCGAUGAGCCCGUGGAGACCAAGCCCUUCAAGUUCGUGACUGCUGGCUACGACGCCCGCUUUCCUUACCAGAACCAGACGAAGCACUGCUGGCAAAACUACGUUGAUUACCACAAGUGCAUUAUUGCCAAGGGUGAGGAGUUCCGUCCUUGCCAACAGUUCUUCCUCGCCUACCGAUCUCUCUGCCCCAAGUCAUGGACUGACCGAUGGGACGAUCAGCGUGAUGCCGGCAACUUUCCCGUCCGCCUUGACUCAUAG